AUGCCCCGCCCGUCCGUCCCCAACGCCAUGCCCCGCCCGUCCGUCCCCAACGCCAUGCCCCGCCCGUCCGUCCCCAACGCCAUGCCCCGCCCGUCCGUCCCCAACGCCAUGCCCCGCCCGUCCGUCCCCACGCCAUGCCCCGCCCGUCCGUCCCAACGCCAUGCCCCGCCCGUCCAUCCCCAACGCCAUGCCCCGCCCGUCCAUCCCCACGCCAUGCCCCGCCCGUCCAUCCCCAACGCCAUGCCCCGCCCGUCCAUCCCCAACGCCAUGCCCCGCCCGUCCAUCCCCACGCCCGCCCGUCCAUCCCCAACGCCAUGCCCCGCCCGUCCAUCCCCAACGCCAUGCCCCGUCCGUCCAUCCCUAACGCCAUGCCCGUCCGUCCAUCUCAACGCCAUGCCCCGUCCGUCCAUCCCCAACGCCAUGCCCGUCCGUCCAUCCCCAACGCCAUGCCCCGUCCGUCCAUCCCAACGCCAUGCCCCGUCCGUCCAUCCCCAACGCCAUGCCCGUCCGUCCAUCCCCAACGCCAUGCCCCGUCCGUCCAUCCCCAACGCCAUGCCCCGUCCGUCCAUCCCCAACGCCAUGCCCCGUCCGUCUAUCCCCAACACCAUGCCCUGCUGUGGGCCCCUAAUACUUCCAGUGCUGUGGGCCCCGAAUACUUCCAGUGCUGUGGGCCCCGAAUACUUCCAGUACUGUGGGCCCCUAAUACUUCCAGUGCUGUGGGCCACUAAUACUUCCAGUGCUGUGGGCCCCUAA
This is a messenger RNA of Oncorhynchus gorbuscha (pink salmon), 753 nucleotides long. Its product is annotated as vegetative cell wall protein gp1-like. The transcript has 2 exons. The record is from RefSeq and is a predicted model, not a curated record. Lineage: Eukaryota; Metazoa; Chordata; Actinopteri; Salmoniformes; Salmonidae. Bases 1 to 753 code for a protein of 250 amino acids.